AGAGAGAGAGAGAGAGAGCGCGCGCGCAACGGGAUACGCUAAGAUCCUUACUGGUUCAUCACACACACACAUACACACACACCAGCUCGGACCUUAUAAACAGUCCACCAAUAUUACACUGAGAAUCAUGAAAUCAGAUGCAAUGUGGAUUUAUCAAGCUCUUCUGUGCGUUCUGCUUUUCGUGGAUAUGGAGUGCAAGAAACAGACAUUGCAGAGGUACCAGAAAACCGAAAACAGCAGGCUGUUGUGUACAGACUGCCCCGAGUCUCCACGAGUUAAGAGUUUCUCGCUAGAUGAAUGCGCACGCAGAUGUAGCAAGAGCAAGAAAUCCUGCAGGGCCUUCUACUAUGAUCAAUUAAACAGGAAAUGCCACUUGCUUCCCUUCGACCGUUUCUCCGAAGGCGCGCAGAGAGAGCGAAAACCCAAUUACGACCUUUACGAGAAGAAAGAUUAUGUAAAGGAGUGCAUCAUCGGGUCAGGUGUCAACUACAAGGGGAGAAGAUCCUUCACAAAGACCGGGAUUACGUGUCAAGCCUGGAAUAUGUCUGUACCGCAUGAGCACAAUUUCAAGCCUGCCAGACACAAAAAAUUUGACCUGCGCCAGAACUUCUGCCGAAACCCAGACAAUGAUCCGAGUGGACCCUGGUGCUUCACAGAACUCACUGAGACUCGACAUCAGGAAUGCGGACUGCCCCAAUGUUCAGACGUGGAGUGUAUGAGGUGUAAUGGGGAAACAUAUAGAGGACCCAUGGAUCGCACAGAAAGUGGAAAAGAGUGUCAGAGAUGGGACUCGCAGAAACCUCAUAAACACACGUACCAGCCUCACAGGCACGUUGAUAAAGGUCUGGAUGACAACUACUGCCGUAAUCCCAACAACGACGUGCGUCCGUGGUGUUACACGAUGGACAGAAACACACCAUGGGAGUACUGCAACAUCAGCGUGUGUGACUCAGAUGAUGAUGUUAAAGUGGAGGUGACCACCUCGUGUUUCGCGGGUCAGGGGGAGGGGUACAGGGGUACGAUCAAUGUCACCUCUGGAGCUGUGGCAUGUCAGCGCUGGGACGUCCUGUUUCCUCAUAAUCAUUCUUAUACGCCGCACAACUAUAAAUGCAAGGAUCUUAGGGAGAACUAUUGCAGAAAUCCAGAUGGCUCUGAAAUCCCCUGGUGUUUUACCACAGACCCAAAAAUCCGCAAAGCUUUCUGUACCAACAUCCCCAGAUGUGAAUCUGAGAACUCAGACAGCACAGAUUGUUAUGAAGACAACGGGGAGAGUUAUCGCGGUAAUUUGUCAAAAACAAGAUCUGGAAUUCCUUGCGGACUGUGGUCUGACCACACAUUCAGGAGAGACAUACGUUCAGCAGCGGCCAGUACGAGCUUGGAGUUGAACUUGUGCAGGAAUCCUGACCGUGAUAAGCACGGGCCGUGGUGCUUCACAGCCAACUCCUCUAUUCCCUGGGACUACUGCAGACUGGAACGCUGUAAAUCAACAAUCUCUGAUGACCAUCAGAUGAGUAUACGACCAAAACCAUCUUGUUUUAUACACAUAACCACACGAAUUGUUGGGGGAAUGCAGGUACAGCGGGCAGAGGAUGGAAGCUGGGUGGUCAGCAUACAGAAAAGGAACAGACACUGGUGUGGUGGCUCUCUGAUCAGAGAGGAAUGGGUUCUUACAGAUCAACAGUGCUUCUCCACCUGCGUUCCUGACCUCUCGGAAUACACGGUGCGGGUGGGACUUCUCCAUCUCAACGCCUCCGCUAGCACGCAGGGUCUCCGGAUCGCACACGUGGUGUGCGGGCCAGAGGGAUCCAACUUGGCCUUGCUCAAACUUGCAACGCCUGCCCCUGUCUCUGAGCAUGUGCGAACUGUACAGCUUCCUGUCGCAGGGUGUGCUGUUGCAGAGGGCACCUUCUGCCUUAUGUAUGGCUGGGGAGACACUAAAGGCACAGGUCAUGAAGGUAGUCUGAAGAUGGUGGGACUUCCGAUUAUAAACAACAAGAAGUGUUCUCAAAGCCACAAUGGCAUUCUGCCCAUUACCGAGACCAAAAUCUGUGCUGGAGGCAAGAGAGACCAGGGCGUUUGUGAGAAAGACUAUGGUGGCCCGUUGGUGUGCCAGGAAGGAGAAAACAAGGUUAUAGUGGGUGUGAGCAUCAAUGGACGAGGAUGUGCCGUCGCCCGGCGUCCUGCUGUGUUUGUCAAUGUGGCCUUCUACUCCGAAUGGAUUCGUAAAGUUUUCAAAUACUAUUCAGACAUGGAGACAAGUAACUAGACUAUUAUAUUUCCCGCACAUGGGGUGGACUCCUGGCAUGUUGUGGUUCUUUUGCGGCACGUAUAUCAACAUAAGGAGCAUGAUGGUUGCUGACAAAUGGCAUAUACAAGUGAAACAAUCGACUUGGAGACCAGAUUUUUAUGAUUUGAAACCACUGUACGAGAACUGGUGCAAGACUGACAGAUGAACUGCGAACAGUUCGGAUAUCAGGCGCUCAGAUAUUGGUUGUUUUCGGUAAACCAACAAACUGAGUGACAAUGUCUUAAUGCUUCUAAGGAGUUUGUGGCUGGUAAGUGAGCACUCAAAAAUCAAGAACAGAUGGAUCUACGAACUGUGCUCGUCCGUAUGAACGUAUUUGUCUCAGACCAGAGCAGAUAUAUUCAAAGUGUCAAUCCCUGGAGAUACUUGAAUAUGGCAAAAACCCAACAUUUUUGAAAGGGUGGAGCUUUGGUUUGUUACUCUUAGGGCUUCCUUUAGAUUUAAACUGGUUAUUGAGGUGCAGACAGAUAUCUCAUUUAUCAGGCAAUAUUACCUGCAGGGACGUCACUUAUAAGGGCCUGGUAUGUUUCUGAAACACAGGUGUCAACACAAAUCACUACGAAAUGGAUUCGGAUCAGUAAAAUGCGCAGUGGUCGCCAUACAUGCCCAACUGGGAUUAUUUCAGCGGCUUAAGUGUAUUUCCAAACUUCUAGAAGGAUUCAUUGACAUCGCAAUGUUUUGCACCUUGCCUUACUCCAGUUUGGAGCGUACUCUGGCCCCUUUGGGGCUGUGUUUGUGUGUUGAGGAACAAUUUUUACUGCACUCCAGAGAGUGUGCUUAUGUCACUCUGUAUGUCAGUAGGUCUUAUAGAUCUCAAAUUACAAGUAUCUGAAGUCUUUCUUUUCUCAUGGUGUAAUAUAUCUGUCGAGAUUCUAUAAGCAGUUUGCAAACUAUUUAUUUAUAACUUUUGUACAUCCACUAAAACCGUGGCAUUUCGUCUUUCAGAACUGUUCAUUGUGUUUAAUCUGGCCUGUAGGUUUGAGACAUAACAUUUGUAAACGAAACAAACUGAAAAUAUGUCUAACGAUAGGAAAAUAUUGUUCGGUUGUGUGUCCUGACGCAAAGAUGACUCCCUAAAGAUCUAUAAGAUGCACAUGUGUUUAGUCCAAAGUGGAGGGUCUUUAAAGUUGAAAUUUAACCAAAGGAUACUGCAAUACUUAAUAGCGUAAAGCAGUCAAGUACAGCUCUUAACAGGCAGGGUAUAUUUUUCUAAUGUUUAUGGUGCGUUUUUUUAUCAUAAGAAAUGUAUAAUGAUGUGAAUAUGAUAUGUUUGCUAUGUAUAUAAGGUGCCUUUUGUUUUGUUUUAAAUUACAUUUUAUCCAUUUUAUACUUUGUUUCAACUCAAUGUUGUGGUUUCACUUCGCGCUGCUGCCAUCAAUGGUCUUAAUUUCGAAUCUCGAAUAUCUAGGCUGCUGUCAUUUUGAACACUUUUAAUGACUAUUUUGUAUUUGUAUUUAAACUUUCAGUACAUUUAAUACCAUUUCA
This is a messenger RNA of Misgurnus anguillicaudatus (oriental weatherfish), 3790 nucleotides long. RefSeq names its product hepatocyte growth factor a (gene hgfa). The record is from RefSeq and is a predicted model, not a curated record. NCBI's taxonomy places the organism in Eukaryota, Metazoa, Chordata, Actinopteri, Cypriniformes, Cobitidae. Gene Ontology annotation, biological process: proteolysis. Gene Ontology annotation, molecular function: serine-type endopeptidase activity.